Molecule: messenger RNA, 1724 nt
Organism: Anopheles arabiensis
Lineage: Eukaryota; Metazoa; Arthropoda; Insecta; Diptera; Culicidae
Product: attractin-like protein 1
Exons: 3
Coding region: 237-1724 (495 amino acids)
Cellular component (GO): Golgi apparatus
Source: RefSeq, a predicted model, not a curated record
UUUUAUAGAGACUUUGAUUCAUUUGGCCUCAUUCGCCUAUUUGUUUAAUGGUAUUCCCAUAAUAUCCGAACAUAAAAAAUGCGUCACACAAUCCGCUAGAAUGGAUGCAGUGAGGAUAACAAGAGAGCGAGGAUACUUUUGUCUCGAUCGGUGUCGCUCAUACUAUCAAUCAGUUUCUCUCCUGGUUUAAGUAUACGGCGGGAAAGAGACGGCACGUAAUCGAUCAGUACGGCUGCAUGUUCUGCGGCAUCGGCAACGGGAAGGGCAUCUGCGUGAAGGAGAAGUGCCCGGACGUGUCUUACACGUACCGGGCCGACUUUUAUCCCACCAAGGCGCUCAAAGACUGCCCGGACAAUGAUGAGCACGUGUGUGCGCAGCUGCACGGCUGCCACGCCUGCACCGCGGUCAGCGUGUGCCACUGGGACUACGAGCACAGCAGGUGCCAGUACAGCCGGAACAAGUCGGGCGACGCGCUGAACGACGCCUGCCCGCCGGCCUGCUCGGGGCUGACGUCCUGCGGCAACUGCACGCAGGAGGAGUGCAUCUGGUGCCAGAACGAGCAGCGGUGCGUGGACAAGAACGCGUACACGGCCAGCUUCCCGUACGGCCAGUGUCGCGAGUGGACGACCGGCUCGAGCAAAUGCCGGGCGGCGAGCAGUGGCAAGAGCCAGUGCGGGUUCUACCGCACCUGCGCCCAGUGCCGGGACGAUCCGGCCUGCGGAUGGUGCGACGACGGCUCGCUGACCGGGCUCGGCAAGUGUCUGCCGGGCGGGGACAGUGGCGCACACGAGGAGUCGGAGUGCCCGGCGCAGCGGUGGCAUUUUACGCACUGCCCGAGCUGCCAGUGCAACGGGCACAGCACCUGUCCGGAUGCGAAGACGUGCAAGCAACCGUGCAGCAAUCUAACGUUCGGCCCGAACUGCGACAAGUGCAAACCGGGCUUCUGGGGCAACCCGGUGAACGGAGGCAUCUGCCAGAAGUGCGAAUGCAACGGCCAGGCCCAGUACUGCCACAGCGAGACGGGCAAGUGCUUCUGCAGCACCAAGGGGCUGGCGGGCGACCACUGCGAGAAGUGCGACGCGACCAACCACUACCACGGCGAUCCGAGCCGCGGGUCGUGCUACUACGAUCUGACGAUCGACUACCAGUUCACGUUCAACCUGUCCAAGAAGGAGGAUCGCCAUUUCACGCAGAUCAACUUCCGCAACUCGCCGGUCAAGCCGGACAUCGAUGCGGACUUUACGAUCACGUGCAGCGUGGCGGCGCGCAUGAACAUCACCAUCCGGACGGCGGGCGGUAUCGAGAAGCCACUGUUUUCCGCGGUCAACUGCUCCACGUUUCGGUAUCGCUUUUCCAAGGCCGAGCAUCAGUUCGGCGUCGAGGACAAUGUGACGCUCACGACGUUCUACGUGUAUGUGUACGACUUUCAGCCCCCGCUCUGGAUACAGAUUGCGUUUUCGCAGUACCCGAAGCUGAACCUGCAGCAGUUCUUCAUUACCUUCUCAACAUGUUUCCUCUUACUCCUCGUCAUGGCGGCCAUUCUGUGGAAGAUCAAGCAACAUUACGAUAUGUUCCGGCGUCGUCAGCGUCUGUUUGUUGAAAUGGAGCAGAUGGCAUCGAGACCAUUUUCGCAGGUUUUGGUGGAGAUUGAAAGUAGAGAGUACAACGAGCUAUCGCCAGCGGUAGAAAACAUCACAGCUGCACCGCGGAAACGUAAAAGGUAG